CCGCGGCCGGAAGUGGUAGUAGAGCGCCGCGGGCCCGCGAUGAAGCCGGCGGUGGACGAGAUGUUCCCCGAGGGCGCCGGGCCCUACGUGGACCUGGACGAGGCAGGCGGCAGCACCGGGCUCUUGAUGGACUUGGCAGCCAAUGAAAAGGCCGUUCAUGCAGACUUCUUUAACGAUUUUGAAGAUCUCUUUGAUGACGAUGACAUCCAGUGACGUGCUGCCCGGCUGCAGUGCAGCCACGCCUGUGCCACAGCACAGUGUGGCGGAUCUUCUCAGAGGACACUUUCAAAUGGCUUUAAAGGACUUGUGGGCAUCACUGGAAAUCAGGAGCUGGGUCGCCAAGAAAGCGAAGAACCGUCUUCACCACCCACCUGAUGCCGUUAACCUCUAAUGUGACCAGCUUCUGUCCUUAUUUCAAUUAAAGGAAAGCA
Messenger RNA from Propithecus coquereli (Coquerel's sifaka), 431 nucleotides. It is a transcript of the gene COPS9, whose product is annotated as myeloma overexpressed 2. The record is from RefSeq and is a predicted model, not a curated record. Lineage: Eukaryota; Metazoa; Chordata; Mammalia; Primates; Indriidae. The coding region runs from base 40 to 213 and encodes 57 amino acids. Gene Ontology annotation, biological process: negative regulation of protein neddylation. The transcript has 3 exons.